AUGGUAACACAAAACAUUCCUUGUGACACACAUGAAAAAAAGGUUUGUGUAAAGUGCUGCCUUGAUUGUUUUGAACUUGUCUGUGAAGAUUGUAUUGUUGAGACUCACAGAGAGCAUCAAUUAGAGAAAAUAAAUGAAGGUUGUGAUGAUGUUAUCAUGAUGACUCAAGCUAGACUUUCCAAGGAUUUGUGGUUCUGUGACAGUGAAUCAAAACAAUUACAAACACUUAGUCAAAUGUGUAGCUUAUCCUAUGACAACGCAAAAAAGAAAAUAGAAGUAAGAGAAAAAGAGAUAAAAGAAGUAAUUAAAAAAUAUGUGAAUCAAUUACGUGCUCAGUUAGAAACUAAUAAAUGCAAUGUCGAGAAAGAGAGAAAAACAUCUGAAAAGAAAAUCAGUGAUAUUAAAGAAAUCUUAACAGACAAAGAAUCACAAUUGAAAAAAUCAAAAGGGAAUAGACUGUUAACACUGGAUCACAAAACAGCAUGGAUCUCUAAUUUUCAAGAAAAUACUCUAAGUAAGAUAAACAUUGAUGACAACAUAAAAACUGUGAAGAACAUUUCAGCUCUGGCUUUUGACAUUUCACUUAUAGCAAGUGAAGAUAUUCUCCUGUCUUCUAUAGACAGCACUAAUGUCAAUCUGUUAACAACAGAUACAGGAGAAAUCAAACCGUUCCUGUCUGUGUCACCACUGAUACCAAUUGAAUGUAUUCUUAACACUCACAUAGAACAUCAAAUAGAAGAAAUAAAUGAAGGCUGUACUACUGCUAUUUCAAUGUUUCAAGCUAGACUUUCCAAAGAUAUGUGGUUCUGUGAAAAUGAGUCAAAACAAUUACAAACAUCAAUUGAUAUGUGUAACUCAUCAUAUGACAAUGCAAGACAGAAAAUAAAUGUAAGAGAAAGGGAAUCGAAAGAAGCUAUUGUUUGA
Messenger RNA from Mytilus californianus (California mussel), 924 nucleotides. RefSeq lists its product as uncharacterized. Bases 1 to 924 code for a protein of 307 amino acids. The transcript is spliced from 3 exons. Gene Ontology annotation, molecular function: zinc ion binding. Lineage: Eukaryota; Metazoa; Mollusca; Bivalvia; Mytilida; Mytilidae. The record is from RefSeq and is a predicted model, not a curated record.